AUGUUCCAGUGCAGCAUUCUGGUUGCCCCUGUCAAAAAAGAAAAUGAUGAAGUCAUCAUGUACAUAAUAAACUAUGAAGAUCUUGGGGCUGCAGCUUCUGCGGCAAGUAGUGAUGUUGAGGAACCCAAUGGUAGCCAGUCAGCAGGUUACCGUUUUAAGCGCAACAGACGACCAAAACCCUUGAAGAAAAUCGCAACGCAAAGGAUUUUUUACGAUAGCGCUACAGCAAAUCACAGGACAUUCAGGCUACGUUUACCUUCCAUACGAAACUCAAAGUCUUCUCAGAGUAAACAUGAGGAACAUGAAGGACCGGGAGAAAAUGAUACAUCCUUACCGCUUAUGCGGUUACCUCCGACACAAGAGCUUCCUGAGGAGGAGGAGCAGGAAUGGAUGAGCAAUUCAGGCACGAGGAACAGUACAAGUGCGAAGGAGUUAUUAAGAAAACAAAAUGCAAAACGACAGACGACGGACUCAAACGAUGUGAAAUCACAUACCAUUGAUAAUGCACAAUUAGACUCAAAACACAGAAUUGAGAGGGGCCAGGAACCGCUUGUACGGUCGCCCUCAAACAUGAGUUCAAGUUGGUCAAACAAAAGUACGGGAAGUCGUGGCAGUUUCAGAAGAGCGUCAUCGGCAGAUUGUCUGAACAAUAAUCAAGGCGUUGGUAUUAAUCAUACAGCUGCAAGACCUCUACCCACCAAAGGCCAUGCUUAUUCAGACCCAAAUAUCAGUGCUCAUAACAUAAAGAUAGACUCUUCGCUACAGGCCAUCAUCAAAGAUGAUUCUGAUGAUGAAUGGAGGGAGCCUAGUGCAGCCUCGGCAACAUGUGUCUACCCUGUUACGUCCAAUGUUGGGGGCAAUCUUACUCAGACUGAAUAUACACCUCAGGUGCUGUCACUAGGUCAGGAGAUUCUUCCAGAAUAUAAACUUCAAUCACCACGUAUACAUAAGUGGACCAUACUUCAUUACUCGCCUUUCAAAGCGGCAUGGGAUUGGAUCAUUCUUCUAUUGGUUAUUUACACCGCUAUUGUUACGCCAUAUGUUGCGGUUUUCCUUCUCAGUGAAGGAACAUACCAGGAAAAUCAGAACACGGAAGGAGAUUCGGCAAAGAGUGAUACGGGGAAUUACAGUGACCCGUUAGUAAUCAUAGACUUAGUAGUUGAUAUAAUGUUCAUUGUUGAUAUAUUGAUAAACUUCCGGACUACUUACGUGAAUAAAAACGAUGAGGUGGUCUCGCACCCGGGUAAGAUUGCGGUUCACUAUUUUAAAGGUUGGUUUCUCAUUGACGUUGUAGCAGCAAUUCCAUUUGAUCUGCUCCUGUUUGGUGCAAGAAAUAAGGAGACCACCACAUUGAUAGGUCUUCUGAAAACUGCGCGAUUACUGCGGUUAGUCAGAGUAGCAAGGAAGCUCGAUCGUUAUUCCGAGUAUGGUGCUGCAGUGCUGCUCCUCCUCAUGUGCACUUUCGCACUUAUUGCGCAUUGGUUGGCGUGCAUCUGGUACGCAAUCGGAAACGUUGAACACGGCACCUUACCAGAUGAUAAAAAAAUUGGCUGGUUGGACAACCUGGCAGAACAGACUAACCAGCCAUAUAAUGGCAGUCUUGCUGGUCCAUCGAUACAAUCUCGAUACAUAACAGCACUAUAUUUUACAUUUAGUAGUUUGACAAGUGUAGGAUUUGGCAAUGUGUCGCCAAACACGAAUUCCGAGAAAAUAUUUUCUAUCUGUGUAAUGCUAAUUGGCUCUCUAAUGUAUGCCAGUAUCUUUGGUAAUGUCUCCGCCAUUAUACAGAGGCUUUAUUCGGGUACAGCACGCUAUUAUACGCAAAUGUUGCGUGUCAAAGAAUUUAUACGUUUUCACCAAAUACCCAAUCCUCUCCGACAACGACUUGAAGAGUACUUCCAGCACGCUUGGUCCUAUACCAAUGGCAUUGAUAUGAAUAUGGUCCUCAAAGGCUUUCCAGAGUGCCUACAAGCGGAUAUAUGCCUUCACCUAAAUCGUAAUCUACUCAAUAACUGCCCUGCAUUCAAGGGCGCUAGUCCAGGCUGUCUGAGGGCGCUUUCUAUGAAGUUCAAAACAACACAUGCCCCUCCAGGUGACACGCUGGUUCACCGUGGAGAUGUGCUGAAUUCCCUUUACUUCAUAAGUAGGGGCUCAAUAGAGAUCCUGAAGGAUGAUAUAGUUAUGGCAAUUCUUGGAAAGGACGAUAUAUUCGGAGAAAAUUUCUGCCAAUAUGUAACCGUAGGGAAAUCCAAGUGCAAUGUUAGAGCAUUAACGUAUUGCGAUUUGCACAAGAUUGUGCGAGAAGACUUGAUGGAAAUCUUAGGCAUGUAUCCUGAAUUCUACGAGCAAUUUUCACAAAAUCUUGAAAUUACAUUUGAGUUACGAGAUGAGGACAUGUAUUAUCCUCCAGUAAGCAGCUCUGACACAGACGAAGGAGCUUCAACGCUAUCAUCAAACAAACGCAAGUUGCGACAACGAAAACCUCUAAAUAAAAGAAAAGCGCCUAAGGAGUCUGUCUCAAAAUCUAGUCAGCCUCAGAAAGAUGUGAAGGAGUCAUCAAAAGGCGCGACUUAUAUAGAAACACACCUCAAUGGGAGUGACCACAAGGAAGAUGAAGCCUCUGGCCAUGGGAUACUGGAGUUCUCUCCACAGAUGGCCGGUAGGGACGUAACUCCUGCAUUUGUGAAGAAUGACAGGCAAAAGCAAGGGAACUUUAUAGCAGGUACCAAUUGUGACGAGAACGUGAAGGGAGCUUUGUCAGGGGUGAAUUCAAUUGUACAUGCAGUUUCCGGCCCAAGUAGACAUAUAGGCGAAGAAGCCGCACCGUUGACAAAGCAAAAAGCGAGGCAUUACACGCAAACAAAGAAACUGCCUUCGCAACAAAUGAACCAUCUGAUAUCGGAUGACGCAUAUGGUAACGUGAUUGUUGAAGACGUUAGUGACUUCGUAUCAAAUCCACAUAUAGAAAAGAGACUUGACGAAUUACAAACUCAGGUUAAUCGUUUGGAGGGAAGAAUAAACAAGGAUAUGGGAUCUAUACUUGAGUUGCUACGGCGACGCGAGGAACCCCACUCUUCUCCCCCACAGCUCCUGCCAAACAGACAGAGACAACCAAAGCCUACGUUACCACGUAUGUCCUCCUUACAGACUUUUCCAAAUUCAUCUGCCCCCGACCGUCAACCAGGUCGUUCCAAGGUAUUUGCUGGUGGGCAACGACAGCCGUAUGUUAGAACCUCAAACAGCAUAGAUUCAGCCAUACCGGAUUUUGACGGUAUUGCUCGUCCCCGUCCUCAAUCAAUAGGAGUCGGGACAGUUCCAGUAACUCCUAAGCAGAGCAAUACUUCUGUGUCGUCUCCGACAUUAUCCGAUAUUUCUGUGGAUAGUCACAGUAGUCCUAUGCAUGAAAAGUUUGUAAGUGACGGUUUAUUCAAUGCAUCAUCGGAGUCUAAGCAAUUUGGUGAUGCGCAUGAGGCGGACUUUGAAGAGACUACUUCCCCUCACAAAAACGAUGACGUAUUCACAGAAGGUCAUCCAGAUUUCACUGUGGACUUCAAUUCUGUGCGCAACACAGAUGUAUAAUGCAAUAGUACACAUCUGAAGCAAAUUGUGCAGCUUUGUUGGGCAAACCGUUUACCUUGCACUUUUACUAACUACUUCAAAAACACACAGUGUAUUCCUUUGAUACAUAUAUUUCCUAUAUAUUAAAUAUAUUAUAUGCAUAUGAUGAGACUUUAAAAAGGUAUAUAAUUUAACACACAAUUAUUAAAAUGCAUAUGUGGCCAUACAUAUAGUUUAUGCAGUACAUACUUACAU
Messenger RNA from Anneissia japonica, 3813 nucleotides. Its product is annotated as potassium voltage-gated channel unc-103-like. The transcript is spliced from 14 exons. The record is from RefSeq and is a predicted model, not a curated record. Bases 1 to 3579 code for a protein of 1192 amino acids. Gene Ontology annotation, cellular component: membrane. Gene Ontology annotation, biological process: membrane repolarization during action potential; potassium ion transmembrane transport. Lineage: Eukaryota; Metazoa; Echinodermata; Crinoidea; Comatulida; Comatulidae. Gene Ontology annotation, molecular function: inward rectifier potassium channel activity.